AUGAAAUCCGCGUUGAUCCUCAGCACCUGCUCAAUGUGCACCCUAAUCCUCUCCGCCCCAACUGCAGCGGGCGAUCUAUCGACCCUCACUAUAAGGGCAGAAACUCCCCAGCAAGCCACAGACCGACUCCUCUUCUCCUCAACCAUGGCCCAAUUCACAGCAGCGCGCAACGCGAAAGAUCCACCCUCGCUGAACUGGGAGUCAGACGGCUGUUCCCACUCCCCAGACAAACCGGGUUUCAACUUCCUCCCCAGCUGCUACAGACACGAUUUCGGCUAUCGCAACUACAAGGCCCAAGACCGCUUCACGAGGGACAACAAGAAGAAAAUUGACAGGCUGUUCCGCAGUGAUUUGUUUCUAAAGAAUCUGUUCCUGAUUGGCGAUGGGCGGUGGUGUGCGGAACCUACGAAAGCCGUUCGGUUUGCAUAUGACUGA
Molecule: messenger RNA, 435 nt
Organism: Histoplasma mississippiense
Lineage: Eukaryota; Fungi; Ascomycota; Eurotiomycetes; Onygenales; Ajellomycetaceae
Exons: 3
Coding region: 1-435 (144 amino acids)
Biological process (GO): phospholipid metabolic process; arachidonate secretion
Molecular function (GO): A2-type glycerophospholipase activity
Source: RefSeq, a predicted model, not a curated record